AUGUGUCAACUCCCUGGUGUGUUCUGGGCUGACUUCCUAGGAGGGGCAGCUCUCGGUCUUGUUCUCACUGGUGGUUAUGCCUUAGCUCGGAAAGGACUGCAAAAGCUAUGUAGAAAUAUUAGAAGCGGAACCAAUUCCAAACGGCAAGUUCUUCAAGAUGAUCUCCAGGUCCUAGCUACCAGUAACAACUUUCAACUAAGAAGAAGUGCUAUUCGACUCUUGAUUGAAAAGGCUGUAAAUGAGAAUGAGAUGGACAAAAUUGUUUCUGCUUGCCAUAGUGAUCAGGAAGAGUUAAGAAUGAAAGGGGUGACUGUGCUAAAGUUUCUUGUCAGAAAGGGCAAAGAACUGAGAAUUUAUUACCAUCAGCAGUAAUUCAUGAUCGUCUGACAAAGUACUGUUUUCAUAACAUUCCUAUCUUGAACCAGCUGGAUUAUGCGCCGUGGUAGCAAGCAACUCUGAAAAUGAAACUCGGUGGAUUUGGUUUAACUUCAACUGAAAGUAUCUGUCAUGCUGCGUAUUUAGCUGCUUGGGCACGCUCUCUACAUGAGCUGCCAAAGAGAUUUCCCUGUCUUGCCAAACAGCUUAAUGAAUAUAUAUCAACUAGUAAAACAGGGUUAAUUUUACAUGGAUUGGUGGCCCAACUACUCCCAAAGUCAAAUGCGGAAGAAGAGAAGUUGCAAUUUCAUUUUCUGGAGAAAAUGAUUGAUUAUCCUAGAAAACUUCAACAUUGCUUGACAUUGGAUAUAUCUCAGAAACAGUCAGAAGAUUUCAUUUAAAAAAAUAAGUCAAAUCAGGAUGCUGCCAGGCUUAGGUCAUUACAGGGAAAGGUGCAGGAGCAUGACUUGAUGUUAUUCCCUCAACAUACAAGAACACACGUAAACCUAACGAAUUUUGGUUUAGUGUCUUGUAUGAGAUUGGGGAUCAGCUUGCCAUUUAGUCAAUUGCUUGAGCAUUGUGGCUGUGGACAGAAGUUAGAUCAAGAAGGCUUUUAUUUGAUUACCUGAAAUAUGGAGGCGGUCCUGUCUAGUCUCACGAUACUAUUGUUGCUGAGUGGUCUGCUUGCCUAAUGGAGCUGGGUAUUCCUCAUCAAACAGAACCGAGAAACAGAUAUGUACAAACUGAUGGAAGACCAGACAUUACAUUCUACAACAUUGAUUCUGGUGUCACCUAUGAAUGUGAUGUUUCUUUGGCUUAACUUGGAGGAAAGACGUAGUGAAUGGAGCUGCAAAGGUCUGCAGACAUGCAGCGACAAAAUGGGAAUCAGAAAAAUGUUACAAAUAUUCAAAGGAGAUCUUGCCAGAUUGAUCUAGCCUUGAAAUUGUUCCGCUAAGUCUUGAGCAAUUUGGUACAUGGGGAUCACAAGCGGAAACUUACUGCAUGAACUGGGAAGAAAGGAAAGGCUCAUUGAAGGAAGACGAGUAGAUGCAGAGUUUAUGUCAUAUUGGCGACAACAUUUUUCUGUGACUCUUCAAAAAUGCAAUUAUUAUUUCAGACUGUAAACUUGUCAACAAAUAGACUAAUGGAGGAUAAUGUAGUUAGCAGAGAUAGAUGCUUCACACAUUGAAAUAGUUGAACUUGUUUAUGAAGCGUUUUCUUUUAAUUAUUGAAAAAUCAUGUAUUCUAGUGUGUAGAGAUGCUGUAUCCUAAUAUAAUAACCUGCCUGCC
Molecule: messenger RNA, 1665 nt
Organism: Corticium candelabrum
Lineage: Eukaryota; Metazoa; Porifera; Homoscleromorpha; Homosclerophorida; Plakinidae
Exons: 5
Coding region: 1-372 (123 amino acids)
Source: RefSeq, a predicted model, not a curated record